Messenger RNA from Dalotia coriaria, 7367 nucleotides. RefSeq names its product Rho GTPase-activating protein 190 (gene RhoGAPp190). Gene Ontology annotation, cellular component: cytosol. The coding region runs from base 574 to 5616 and encodes 1680 amino acids. NCBI's taxonomy places the organism in Eukaryota, Metazoa, Arthropoda, Insecta, Coleoptera, Staphylinidae. Gene Ontology annotation, biological process: regulation of cell size; Rho protein signal transduction; regulation of axonogenesis. Gene Ontology annotation, molecular function: GTPase activator activity. The transcript has 18 exons. The record is from RefSeq and is a predicted model, not a curated record.
CGCUCUUCGGGCUGCGCGCUCCCCUCUCGCCGCGCCCGGCGGGACUCUGGAGAGGUCUGCAAACAGCGCAAACAGAGAGACGCACACCGACACGCCGCACGCUCGCACACAUAGAACCCAUCCGCCGUGAAUGAGCGCGCCGCGAAGCACAGUCAGCGAGCGAGCGAGUCGACUUCAACUUCAGUGCGGGCCACACAGCAAUGGCGUCCACGUCCAGCGCGUCCAGCUAAAAGGCGGUGGGUGGUCGGCUGAGAAUGCGAGUGCGAUAUUCGCGACAACGGCGACGCGAUUGCAGUGAUUCUGUGCUGGUUUUACACCACUUUACAUCAGCGAGCAGGACCCCUGCUGCACCUCCUGCCAACAGCGGCCAUCGAAACAUCUACAAAAACCUCCCCCGUGGCUGGUGCUGUAUGAACACAAUCAGCAGGAUAACAUGCUGUAGGAAUAGUAAUGAUCUUCGUCGCGAAGGACAAUGGGCCACCCUUCGACACGCAGGUUUCUAAUACAACGGCACAAAGUGGAUUGUAGAAGAUAAACGCGUUGAAGAAAUCUCAAGGAAUCACCAUCAUCAGCAUGGCGAGGAAGGCGGAAAGCGUGCGGCCGAUCAGCGUCGCCGUGGUCGGCCUCUCCGGCAUGGAAAAGGACAAAGGGCACACGGGUAUUGGUAAAUCAUGCCUGUGUAAUCGCUUCAUGCGCUCGCUGGCGGACGAUUACAAUGUGGAUCACAUCUCCGUGCUCAGCCAGACGGACUUCAGCGGGCGUGUGGUUAACAACGACCAUUUUCUCUGGUGGGGCGAAGUUAUCAAGUCCUCCGAGGAAGGCGUCGAUUAUCAGUUUAGUGUCAUUGAGCAGACUGAGUUUAUUGAUGAUGCUUCAUUCCAACCUUUCAAAGGUGGUAAAAUGGAACCUUAUGUUAAGCGCUGCGCAGCAACGAAGAUCCAAUCCGCUGAGAAACUAAUGUACAUAUGCAAGAAUCAACUUGGUAUCGAAAAAGAAUACGAACAGAAAGUCCUCCCGGAUGGCAAGAUGAACGUCGAUGGAUUUAUCUGCAUUUUUGAUGUGUCAAUCGUGCCGUCACGCGCGUUAGAAAAACAAGUCGAGUUCGUCGCCGCCAUCUUGAAUAACCUAAUCAAAACUAAAAAGCCGAUUGUGGUGGCAACCACGAAGAACGACGACGCUAACGAAUUGUAUCUGCGUGAAGUCGACCGGCUUGUGCAGCGUAAAGAGUACAAAGGUGCUAUUCCCAUCGUGGAAACAUCGGCGCAUGAUAAUGUCAACGUAGAUCUUGCGUUUAUUCUACUCGCACAGAUGAUAGACCGUAGUAAACUACGCGCGAAGCUUGUGACUUACAUGGAAGCAUCACGAGGGCGUAAAGAGUUGAUGGAUGCAGCCAGUGAAGCAUUCCUACGGCUCAUUAGACUACACGUUACUGAUUCGCGAGCGCUGUGGUCGCAAACAGCGAAGAAACUCAACUCGCACAAAGAGUGGAUUUAUUUCGUGCAGUUGUUCGGUAUUGAUGGCACACAGCGUCUGUUUCGACGACAUAUUAAGAAGUUGAAAGAUGAACAAGUGUCGAAGAAGGUCGCGCAUUACAUGGAUUUGCUUCCUGGAGUUUUACAUGAUCUAGUCCCAGAUAUCAAUACAUUUACUGAUAGUGAUUGGCAAUCAGUACAGGAGUACCUGAAAGGCCACCCGUCAUUCUCAGAUUACUUCUUUGAGUGUCCAGAGGAUAUGCCAUGGACUGAAUGUUCAGAUAGUGAAGACAGUCGGAUUCCUUUCGAUGUACUGGAUACCAGUGACGCGGAAACAGUCUUCAAGAAUCACGUCAAUGUUAUGCAGCAGGAGCAGAAGCGAUUAGAGAUGCCAAAAAGAUGGAAGAAGCAAUUUAAACAAUUGUUAGAAGAUACAGGUUAUGUCACACCCGGAAAACACCUUUCAGAAGUACGCGUCUUAUUCAUGGGUCGCGAAUGUUUCGAAGCUUUGUCUGAACAUGAUUGCCAGCAAAUCUACGAUGCGCAUCAACGCGAACUCAUCGAAAACGCCAAGCACAAUUUCCAAGAAUUAUUACUUGAAAACGCUGACUUAUUCUAUCACUUUAAGAGCAUAGCGCCAUCUGGCACCAUCACACAAGAAGACAUUAAAGAAAUCACAGAUGUUCUACAGGAUGACUUCCGGUAUAAGAUGUUGGAUAGACUAGAUCAAGAUCGAAAACUAAUGCUAUUCCAACACUUGGGUUUCGUGCACUGUCCAAUCCGCGAGCAUUGCCCAGCGUUUCCAAACUGCAUGGACGCGUUGAUCGAGCGUAUUCUAGCAACCAAAGCACACCGACCUUCAUCAUGGAGUAGGAGCACACAAUGGCUGCUCAGUUCUGAUAACAAUCAGCUCAAUUUAGUGCUCUUGGGUGCCGAUCAACUCGCCGAGGAACUCGCGGCGAAGAUACGCGCGCAGUGCGAGGAUGACGAGUAUGAAAUCGACUGUCAGUUUUACAGCUUAGAUUAUAGGAUAAUCACCGGCGAUGUUGGCCUGCCGCAUAAUUCAUUCCGCACAGCUGAGUUUGUCCCGCACGGGAGUUUCUGUGUCUACUCCAAUGCGGAAUCAUUCGAAUACAUUCGUGAAAGUUUAGAGAAAACUCUUCUUUCCAACUUGGAACAAGAGGAUAAGUUGCCAUUCCAAGGUUUACCUAUCGUGUUGCUGUUUCUACCGGACGCUUUCCUCGAAGAGAAAGAUAUUCUGAAACUAAAGGAAGAAGGUCAGAGUCUUGCGGAUAGUCUACAAUGUCCGUUUAUGGAUGUUUGCAUGGAGCAGACGAGCGAUGAACAGAUGGUUUCUGAUGCGCUGCAUCAACUUGUGCAGAGUAUUCAUCACCGCGCUGGUUUUCUGAAUAUUUAUCAAUCGGUGUCGAUUGACUGUGAGCCGGAUAUUCGUAUUAUCAUGUGCAUGUUCUGCGGGGAUCCGUUCUCGGUGGAGAAUGUGCUCGCGCCGUUGCUGUCGCAUCAAUGUUGUUUUCUGUCAGCUGAGCGCAGUAUUAUCCUCGAGACGUAUCUGGGGGAUUCCAAGAGGAAGGUCGAAGUGAUUAUCUCAUCAUUCCAUGGGGCGAAUGCAUUCCGUGAUGAAUUAGUACACGGAUUUAUUCUGGUUUAUUCUGCAAAACGAAAAGCAUCACUUGCUACACUUAAUGCAUUCUCGAUGAACAUUCCAAACCUUCCGAUACAAAUCAUGGCCGUCACUGAAGGAUCCGUCAACGCGUUUUAUAACAACGAUUUGACUCACAUGCUGCUGCAGGAGGGUAAUUGUACAGCGGAUCGAUUACACGCGCAUUUUAUCACUUCCAAUGCGUCUUGUCAACAAAAAACUGCGUUUUAUACUCCGUUUUUCAAAGAAGUAUGGGAUAAAAAGCCCGAAAUUGAACAGGCUUUCAAUAUGGAGGAACCAGCGGCCAUGGUGGAUAGUGGUGAAGGUACUUUGGAACAUCCUAGGACUCAUCGUGCGCAUGGUCAUCCAUUACCACCGCCAAGACAUGAAAGUUACCAUUUGAAAUUAAAUGACGGAAGUGGUAGUGAAAACUAUGAGCAUUUGCCCGACCUCAAUGGCCCUGAGGAAAGCGACCACAGCGAUAAAUACUCGCAGAUCUACAUGUACGGCAGCGAAAACGGUGAUAUUAUGUCAAUGAAAAAGCGCCAUUUGCAUUCAGGUUUCCAAGUGUACCCACCACCCACAACGCCGCCGGAACCAGCACCACCUGAUCACCUAAUGAAUUCACGUUCGAAGCGCGGCCCGAUCCUCUCCGCGUCGCAAACAAGUUUAGACGAGAUCACCUCCGACAUUAGCGGAUCGCGCGAAUCCCUGGCCACACACGAUUCAGGUGAUUUAUGGCAUGGUGAUGAGUCGCGGGUGCCGUUGACCACCGGUUGGAAUAAUUACGGCGGGCAUGCGUUUACAACUGGACGCCGCCAUGUUUCCGCGCCGAAGGCACGACCCAAAGGUGUCUCGCAAACACUCAAGCAACCAGGAAAGUUGAACCUCAAGAACUUUUCGGUCGUCACCGAGGCGAUCGCGCGCAUGAACGUCAGUGGUAAGGACAAACGUAGCACUAAGUAUGGCAAUGCCCCUUUAGCAUCGGCGGAAGUUGUAGACCUUGGAGCCGAGUACGCGCAAGUGAAGGACAUCAUGUAUCCUCACGGCGGGCCGGAGGCUGAGUAUAUGUACACGCUGGUGCAGGACGCCGUCGCUGGCGGCAAGAGUAAACUGCGGCAGCGACGCGAAAAGGGCCAACCUUCCUACUCCGAGACGGACAGCGAGUGGAGCAGCUUGGAGCGGCGGCAGAGGGCCAGCGAGGUGCAUUCGAAGGUUGCGCGCAAGACUGGCACGCACAAACGUACCAGAAAGAAGCGGACUGCUAUUCCUGUGCAGCCACCGAGGGUACCACAACUUGGUGGUGGAUUCACGCUACCAUCCGCACAUUCCGCACCGUCUACUGAGUUAGACACUGACAAAAUGAACAUUCCGAGUGAAUCAAAUUCCGAUUCGUCUGAGGCGAGUGAUCCGGAACCGUUUGUGGGUACUGCGGAUCGUCUGCGAUUCCAGAAGCGCUCGCUAAGUCUAAAGAAACGCAUGCCUAUCCCGGCUGUGGUGCCAUUGCCUCCCGAGUUACACAAUACGCACAACAUGAAUAUUCAACUCAAUUCUCCGGAUAUGUAUGCCGGGAAAGUGAACUCUUACGGGCUUAUUCAUGACGAUGAGAGCAGUCUGGAUGUUUCAUCACCACGUGACAACCAUUCACCGAUGCUGUUAAAGGAUGAAAAAUCUAUCCGUAAACGUGAGAAGCAGAAAGCCAAGGACGAUUCAAAGCUGGAGAAGCGUCGCCUUAAGGAAGAGAAGCUGCGUAAAGUCGCCGAGAAAGAAAAAGAACGCGACAAGAAAAAGGCGAGUAAGCUGAAACAAAAGUCAGGCUCGUCCAGCAGCAACGCGCCAUCGAAGCUGGCCGAUUUUAUACAGUCGGACGCGAAUUUCGUGCCAUUAUUCCUAGAAAAAUGUGUCAAAUUUAUUGAGAAUGAGGGGCUUGAUUCCGAGGGCAUUUAUCGAGUGCCUGGAAAUCGGGCGCAUGUGGAUUUAUUGUUCCAGAAGUUUGAAGAAGAUCCUAAUGUUGAUAUUGAACAACUGGAUGUACCGGUGAACGCUGUGGCGACUGCAUUGAAAGAUUUCGUCUCAAAACGUCUGCCGCCGAUUUUCGAAGAGGAUGUGAUGCUGGAAUUAGAAGAUAUCGCCGGCACACGUAUCAAACCAAUGGCGACAACGACCGGAAACAGUGAAUUCAAGUCGGAUCGCAGCUGUCGUGUGCUUGCUUUACGUCGCAUGCUGGAAAAACUCCCACCGAUCAAUUUCCAAGUGCUGAAAUUUGUUUUCCAGCACUUUGUCAAGGUGGCUGAGAAUUCCAAGUUAAACAGCAUGGACAGCAAAAAUUUGGCGAUCUGUUGGUGGCCUACCUUGCUACCUAUCGAGUUCAGCGACAUGGGACGUUUCGAACAAAUGCGGCCGUAUUUGGAGGACAUUGUGCAGACGAUGAUCGAUCAGUACCCAUUCCUUUUCUGCGGCAAAGAAGCGGUUGUGAUGGUCUGAGGCCGGCCGGCGCCCGACGCGCACGCAUCCAUCGCCACGCUGGCCUCGUUCCUGUCGCUCGCGCAGCCAUAGAAAAACCUCCCCAUGGGUUGUUUGCGUCGUGUCGCUGUGUCGAAGUCGAAGCUUUAACGGUAUUUUUUUAGAAACCUUCAUCUUCUUUAUUGUGAUAUAGUACGAGUACAGUCGGAGGGAUCGAGUCAGCGACUCACAAUUCGUAUUUUUGCAAUCCGCGACGGCAGAAACACACACAAAGAAAAAAACCAAUGCGCAAUGAGUGCGAUGGACGAAUGCAUGUAUGCUUUUUACGAACAAUCCGUGUUUUCGAUGUUAAGAAGUAAUUUUUAAGCGUGGCGAGAGACGAUGAUCAAAAAAAAAGGAAGUUUCAUUCUCAAAUUCGUCUCGAGUCGUCAAUGUGUGCCCCCUGUUAGUGUAGUCACUCUCAAUGUUGGAUCCGUUCAUCAGUUUGUUGCCCUCCUGUUCGUUCUAUCAACGAGUUAAUCUAAUGUAAGCCGGUUUCUAUCAUUCCAUCAUUCACGUUGCGAAUGAGCAAAUCACAUUGCCAUACAAUUGUUUUUUUUAUUCGAAGUGACUUUCAAUCAUGUUCCGUUCAAUGUUAUCCGAUUCGUAAUCGUAGGAUACAAAAGUAUUUUCUCCAUUUUGCAUGCAGUACGCAGUAUAAUUGACACUGGCGUGUCACAAAACAGUAUCAAAAGAUGAGCAGGCAGACGAAGGUGGAUGUUUAAUAAUAUGAAAUAAUGAAAAAGGAAACUAGGUGAUAAUAAGUCUGAUGUGAUGCGUUAAUUAAUUCUUUUUCUAUACUAAUGGUAAUACUAUGCACGUGUCAACAAAAAUUUUCUCUAGUCUGAGUGUUUUGUUGCACUCUCAGGACUUUGAUAAUUAUUAGGAUUACUGACAAGUAAUUUUCGAUUCAAGUCAUAUGCAGAAAGUAAUAUAUAAAGAAAACUAACGUUUAAGUAAGAUAACAGCCCUCUAACUAAAAAAGGGAUAAACACUAAUGCAUUUAAGAGGAACAUAUAACAUCAAAAAUGAACAACUAACAACAACAAAACGAAGAUGAUGGUAUAACAAGUGCGAACAAGUGAUAAAUUUUAAUGUAUUUUAUCGUGGAGAAUUACUCGAAUGAUAUUUAAGUGAAAAGUAUUAAUUUAUAUGUUUAUUUUUGUGCAAUUUGCGGCGGCAGUGGAAAGUUAUUUAUUUAGCGUAUUAUGGAAUUGAAAAUGAUGAUGCGAAAGAAUUAGGUACACCGAAGCGCGGAACACGAAAACAAUAAUAUUAUACACUCGGCUUUUCACUCCUCCAAGAACAACAAACAAUUACAAAUUGCAGUUCUAUACAAAAUUUCAACACAAGAAAAAUGCUUGAACCAGCUUGGUGGGCCUCGGCGUUUGUACAUACCAUACGUUUGUGUCUGCUAUAUUUCAUUCCACGAACCUGGGUUCGAUUGUUUUCCGCGAUUGAUGUCUCGAUUAGGAAGGCCGGGGUCCAGCCGACAUGAUGUGUUUCGUAGGCGAUAAAAACAAAAAUAUUUUACAUGUAACAUAUGUGGAUAUACAAGUAGAUUAUGUUCGGAGUCGGGCGAGCGUGUGGAAGAUGGCCGACCGCUCGGCUCUACUGCAAUUCGCAAGCGUCGCUGAGAAAAUAUGGUGGAAAAACGAUGCUCUGUUUUUUGUAACGAAAAGAUUUGUAUCAAUAUUUAUCAACUGCCUAAUAAUAAUUGUAUGCUAGUACAA